Messenger RNA from Hyalella azteca, 1943 nucleotides. RefSeq lists its product as uncharacterized. The coding region runs from base 18 to 1742 and encodes 574 amino acids. Lineage: Eukaryota; Metazoa; Arthropoda; Malacostraca; Amphipoda; Hyalellidae. The record is from RefSeq and is a predicted model, not a curated record. The transcript has 10 exons.
GACUCGACUGCGUCACGAUGCAGGUCGCGUGGCUAAAAGUGGCUGUGUGCUGCCAGCUUCUGUUUUCGACAUUUUCCAUUUCCUUGUCAUUGGAUAUGGAAAUUGAACCAAACGUUAAGUACCCGCCUGUCAACCUGGCAAGCAAAAAGCAGCACUCAAUGAAAGUAUUUCAGGACAAGCCAUCAGUGCCUUUCAAACACCACAAGCACCCUAAAUUUGUAACCAAAGAAAGCGAUCCGAAAAGUCAGCUGGUGGCGCUGAAAGUUUUCUUUGGUCUUGUGAAACAAAUAGCUGAGGAAAGCGAAACAGGGCAUCGAACUGCAAAGGUACUCAAGAAAAUAACCAAACAGCAGCUGCUACAAAACGCCAUAUCCGAAGUGUCGACGCUCGCAGAGAACGCGACGCAGGCAGAAAUCGACCAGUUUGUCAGUGACAUGGCAGAACUCGCGGCACUUUUUGCUGAUGGAGAUGUGACUGACUCUGUCACUGCACUUUCUGGAAUUGAUUUCCGGCAAUUCUGGGAUUUUGUUUCUGGAAAUCAGUUCGAAGGAAUCCUGCACGAAAUGGGCAUCGGCAUCCGAAACUUUCUGUCAACGAGUCCCCUGUACAGCAUGAUGAGACCGGCCCUUGACGUGUUGGAAGAAACAAACAUGGAGGACAUAAUACACCCUGACACCUACAACGCGUACGUUACAGGACGUCCCAGCGAAAACUCGGCGCUCAGCCAGUUCUUUACCAUCAUUUCACCCCGGAAUUUCGAGUUCCCGCCCAUGUGCAACACCUCCCGAGCGUUCACGAACGCCUUCACCGAGGGCACUUGCGUCCGGUACGCCGAUUGUUAUUUCUUCAGCGGGGAAAGUUUCGGGACAUGCGGUCUCGGAACCGGAGCCUGCUGUGUCUUCCACCAGUCAUGUGGCGCGUCAAGCGACGAGUGGAUCAGUCACUUCACCCACCCCGAGGACGCGGUCGCCGGACCAGGCUCCGGAUCGUGUCGGUUCAGUUCAACCGCGCGGCACAACAAAGUCUGCCAGUAUCGCCUUGACUUCCUCUCCUUUAACAUCGCGGGUCCAGACUUCGACUCGGUCUGCAGCCAUGACUUCCUCGAGAUCUUCGGGGGUCAGCCGAUACCAAAGCUGUGUGGAGAUCUUACAGGACAACACAUGUACGUCCACGUGGAGCGCGGCCGUGACAUACACUUGGCAAUCUAUCAGUCCAGCUCUUUCUCCAUGAUGCGCAACUGGAAUAUAAAAAUUACUCAAAUCAACUGCGAUGCAAAGGAGCGAGUGCCCGAUAACUGCCUCCAAUAUUUCAACACAACCUCUGGCAGAGUAACGAGCUUCAAUCGUCGAGGGGACCUAUCACCUAAAAGCUUGGUAAUGAACCAAGCGAGCAGCAUCGACUACGAGGUAUGUGUGGUCAAGUCUCCCGGCCACUGCGCGCUCAUAUGGGAACAAGCUGAUGAUCACGGCUUCAGCCUCACUGGCGACGGCUUAGAGUCUAAGAUAAUCACUGGAGAGAAUAACUGCAAGUCUGACUACAUUGAGGUUCCCGGUGGAGUCUUCAGAGACUCAGAGACCCUGGAACUCGUGGAGAACGACAGGUUUUGUGGCACUAAACUCCCUAAAGUUAUCACCAAUACCCUCCCGUACAAACUCCACGUGGUCACCGACAAAUCAGAAAUUGGCGACAGAAGCAACGACGGAUUUAACUUGUCGUAUCGUCAAGUCAAAUGUGUGAACUAAUUUAUGGCAAAUUUAUGAAUGAUACUCAGAACACAAAUAUUGUGGAGUCUUAGGUUCAUUCAAGUUCUUGUAAGCGUGUGGAUUUUUAUUAAAAUAAUUUAUGUAAUGUACGGCUGCAUACUGAACAGUCAGUCAAAGUUAGUGUUUCAUUGUAAUGAAUAAUGAGAGAAAAUUGAGUGCGUGAAUAUUUCAUAAAAAAAA